CUCUCAUCCAUUGAAAAAAAAAAAGAAAAAAAAGAAAAGGAUGGACAGAGAACAAGAAGAAAUGCAAUUCCUAGGCCCUUUUGGCAUCUGCAGAGAAGCCUACAAGAUCAUCAUCUCAUGGAGGAAGAUCUUCACCAAAAUCACUCUAGCUUUGAUCCUCCCACUCUCCUUCAUCCUCCUAGCUCACAUCAAAUUCUCUGAAUUACUCACAUCUAGGAUCAUACACAACCAAGCCAUGUUAGGAGAAGCACAAAUCGGCACGCAGAGGUACAACAAGCUCUCCCCUCUCAUAUCAUCCGAACACACUACCUAUUGGCUAUUCCAACUUGGAUAUAUCAUCUCACUCUUCAUCUUCUCCUUCCUCUCCACUUCUGCUGUGGUCUACACCAUUGCAUGCAUUUACACGGGUCGCGAAGUGACCUUCAAGAAGGUCAUGAGUGUCGUCCCAAAGGUUUGGAAGAGACUCGUGCUCACUUUCUUGUCCACGGUCUUGGCUUUCUUUGCUUAUUCCCUAGUUUUCACAAUAAUCACAAUCUUAUGUGCAUUCUUAUGGGCACACACAGCUGGUACUGCUAGUGUUAGUAUAAGUCUUCAUACCACUGUGGUGAUUUUCUUCAUUAUACUGAUCAUAUAUGGUUUAGGGGCUUUGUAUAUGAUCAUUAUUUGGCAGUUGGCUAGCGCGGUGUCUGUGUUAGAAGACUCCUAUGGGUUUAAGGCCCUGGUGAAGAGCAAGAACCUCAUAAAAGGAAAGAUGUGGGUGGCUUUAAUUAUCUUUUUGAUGUUAAAUUUCUCAUCCUUUGUUAUAUAUACACCUUUUCAAAAGUUUGUUGUCCAUGGAGAGUCCCAAAGUUUGUUGUAUAAGGUUGGAUUUGGGAUGUUGUUUUUGUCAUUGCAAUCCAUGUUGUGUCUUUUCGGGUUGAUCGUCCAAACUGUUAUCUACUUUGUGUGCAAGUCAUACCACCAUGAAAAUAUUAAUAAGUCGGUCCUCUCGGAUCACUUGGAAGUUUAUCAUGGAGAGUAUGCUCCUUUGAAGAAAACGGAUGUUCCGCUAGGGCAAUUCCAAGUUUGAUCAGCGCAUAUAUAUGUUUGGUUAAAAAGUUUGUAAUAGUUGAUGUUUAUGGGUUGUAAUGUAUCAAUUACAAUAUUUGUACUUUAUUUUACAUGGUUUAUAAACAUUUUCAACCACUUA
Cornus florida is the source of this 1189-nucleotide messenger RNA. RefSeq lists its product as uncharacterized. The record is from RefSeq and is a predicted model, not a curated record. Lineage: Eukaryota; Viridiplantae; Streptophyta; Magnoliopsida; Cornales; Cornaceae. The coding region runs from base 41 to 1069 and encodes 342 amino acids. The transcript has a single exon.